Molecule: messenger RNA, 933 nt
Organism: Yarrowia lipolytica CLIB122
Lineage: Eukaryota; Fungi; Ascomycota; Dipodascomycetes; Dipodascales
Source: RefSeq, a predicted model, not a curated record
AUGACUACCGACCGACUGCCUCUCAAGCAGCGAAUGCUCAAGCUGAAGGACAUUGGCUCGCUAUCGAUAGACCAAUGCACAUACAAGAACAUUGAGCUGACUGUCACCGACAAGCAGGGCCACGCCCGGGUGUGGAACUACUCUGCCAAGAAGUUUGGAACCGAGUUUUUUCCCGGAGGAAAGCGCUUCUUCAGUGCUAACUACUCCAACAAGUGGUGGUACGAGCGGGAGUCGAACUGGCUCGACUUCCACAUGGUCCAACAAGACACCAAAAGCGUGAUACUUGUCAUAGCCGGGCACCCUUACACUCUCCAGGUACCAGACAAGGGCAAUGUCCAACCACACCUUACACGAGCCCCAGACGUGCCUGCACCAAUCAGCUACGGUACAAAGGCACUUCAAGAGAUUUACAAACAUCCGCAACUGGCUGAUUUCAAGAUCAUCGACGAAGAUGACAAAACACACCUCAUUCAUACCCAAGUCCUCAUACCGCUAUGGCCCUACCUGGCUACAGUGCUGGAGAGCGGCAUGACGGAGUCUCGUGAUCGAACCCUCAAACUCCAAUACCCCUCCAACAUCCUAGACAUCAUCAUCGGCUUUCUCUAUGGAACAGUAACCAACGUAUCCGAAGAACUGGCUCUGGAGCUUCUGAUUCCGGCCAAGGUAUACUUCCUACAAGAUCUGGAACGGGCUGUGGAACGAGCUAUCACAGGUUCAUCUUUGGAAGGCGACAGGUGUAUAAUUUCCUGGCAGACCGCCAAACAAGCUGACAACCAGGUCAUCCGAGAUUACUGCUCAUGUUACUUCCUGGAACACGUUGGACACCAAGCUACGGCCUAUUUGUGUCCCGAUCUUUUACCGGAGGAACUGGCAGAGUUCCAGACUGAUCUCAACAACCAGAGAGCGAGACAACUUUUGUAUGAGGGCCAAUAG